AUGCCAUCGCAAGCACCAAGUCUUGCAGCGCAUUCGCUCGCUCCCUCCUCCAACUACAGCUCCUACACCCACAAUAAUACUGAAGAAAAACGACCCUUGCAGAUGGAGGCCCCCAAGUUUCCCUUGGCCGGCCCGGGGUAUGUGAUAUUAAAUCUCGUUCGGGUCAUGAACAUCAUCAGCCUUCUUGUCGUCAUCGCCGCAAACAUAAUUCUGCUGAUCAAAAUCGUCCUGGUCACCAAUUUUUUCUUUUUCGAAGCCGUUACUCAUGUUGCCUCUGCAUCCGUCUGCUCAUUCCUCAUUGUCUCGGAACUCAGCGUCUUCAGGGCGUAUUUUGACCGGAACUGGCCCCUGCUCGGCGAAGACUCCGGCUUUGUGACUCUCGGGGCUACCAUGGUGUUGCUCGGUAUCUCGACUCUGGGGGAGCUGAACAACCAGUCCACCCGCCCGAAAGAAAUAGGCCUUCCCUUCUGGAAACUCAUCCUCGGAGCUGGCGUUGUGUCAAUUGUCAUCGGGACCCUCAAUAUUGGCCUGAGCUAUGUAUUUCGAGAUCCAGAUAUCGGAAUCUCUGCACGUCAUGUUCGUGCCCGAGGAGCUGUUGCUACGCAAGAAGUGGUCACUCGCAAGGACAGCUACAGAUCCUUCAAGCUCUCGCACAAAGCCUCCCUGAACACCUACAAGUCUUCAUCCACCACUCCACGGAUAGGCUCAAUUCGACAUAAACGACAUCCCCAGCCCCCUAACGGAUACCCAGUCCACAUCUCUUCACCUCUAGACGCCUUCUCUACACCGCCUGCCAACGCAUCUAGGUCACCGGCGCCAAUGCCGGCGCCCAUGCCCAUGCCUUCUGCGGAGAUUGCCGCUCCCAAUCUCGCCCAUCAUCCUGCAAUGUAUUCUAACUAUAUUUGA
This is a messenger RNA of Trichophyton benhamiae CBS 112371, 906 nucleotides long. RefSeq lists its product as uncharacterized. The coding region runs from base 1 to 906 and encodes 301 amino acids. The transcript has 3 exons. The record is from RefSeq and is a predicted model, not a curated record. NCBI's taxonomy places the organism in Eukaryota, Fungi, Ascomycota, Eurotiomycetes, Onygenales, Arthrodermataceae.